This is a messenger RNA of Symbiodinium sp. CCMP2592, 2553 nucleotides long. NCBI's taxonomy places the organism in Eukaryota, Dinophyceae, Suessiales, Symbiodiniaceae. The record is from the annotation of a GenBank genome assembly.
AUGCUUCUGGACGCUAAGCGCGUUCGUGCGGUACUCUGGCAGGGCUGCCGCCGGUUCGGGAAGGCUGCGAAAGCCCCGCCGCCCGCUCUGAUCCCCGGCAGCCACGAGGCAUUGGGCUUCCUGCAAGGGCACACCUUCCCGAAGGACCUCCGGUGGAGGCAGCAGGGCCCAUUGGACUUCCUCUUCGGAGGCUCCGAUCUGCCAGGUGCGCACAAAGCAACUGCUGUGGACGUUGGAGGGCAGACUGAUUUUGGGAGCUCUGUAAGAGUGACGUGUAGUACGGACCUGAAUUUUGUGCGUUCUGAAAGAGUGGCUUAUGGUGCAGACCGGAACGGUGAUGCAGACAGCCAACACAGGGCACUGUUGAAAGCUCUUGGGGAGGUCGAGGUUGAUGAAGACGACGAUGUGACCACAGCGACAUUUGCGUUGGCCAGCCCUUCAGCAGCUUCUACGGUGCAGUCUACGACUGGCAGCUAUUCUGCUAGCAGUCCCAUGAGUGCAGACUGGAACGGUGAUGCAGACAGCCAGCACAGGGCACUGUUGAAAGCUCUUGGGGAGGUCGAGGUUGAUGAAGACGACGAUGUGAGCACAGCGACAUUUGCGUUGGCCAGCCCUUCAGCAGCAGCUUCCACGGUGCGGUCUACGACUGGCAGGUAUUCUGCUAGCAGUCCCAGGAGUGCAGACUGGAACGGUGAUGCAGACAGCGAGCACAGGGCACUGUUGAAAGCUCUUGGGGAGGUCGAGGUUGAUGAAGACGACGAUGUGAGCACAGCGACAUUUGCGUUGCCCAGCCCUUCAGCAGCAGCUUCCACGGUGCAGUCUACGACUGGCAGGUAUUCUGCUAGCAGUCCCAUGAGUGCAGACUGGAACGGUGAUGCAGACAGCCAGCACAGGGCACUGUUGAAAGCUCUUGGGGAGGUCGAGGUUGAUGAAGACGACGAUGUGAGCACAGCGACAUUUGCGUUGCCCAGCCCUUCAGCAGCAGCUUCCACGGUGCAGUCUACGACUGGCAGCUAUUCUGCUAGCAGUCCCAUGAGUGCAGAUUGGAACGGUGAUGCAGACAGCCAGUAUAGGGCACUGUUGAAAGCUCUUGGGGAGGUCGAGGUUGAUGAAGACGACGAUGUGAGCACAGCGACGUUUGCGUUGCCCAGCUCUUCAGCAGCAGCUUCCACGGUGCAGUGUACGACUGGCAGCUAUUCUGCCAGCAGUCCCAUGAGUGCAGACUGGAACGGUGAUGCAGACAGCCAGCACAGGGCACUGCUGAAAGCUCUUGGGGAGGUCGAGGUUGAUGAAGACGACGAUGUGAGCGUAGCGACGUUUGCGUUGCCCAGCCCUUCAGCAGCAGCUUCCACGGUGCAGUCUACGACUGGCAGGUAUUCUGCUAGCAGUCCCAUGAGUGCAGACUGGAACGGUGAUGCAGACAGCCAGCACAGGGCACUGUUGAAAGCUCUUGGGGAGGUCGAGGUUGAUGAAGACGACGAUGUGAGCGCAGCGACAUUUGCGUUGCCCAGCCCUUCAGCAGCAGCUUCCACGGUGCAGUCUACGACUGGCAGCUAUUCUGCUAGCAGUCCCAUGAGUGCAGACUGGAACGGUGAUGCGGACAGCCAGCACAGGGCACUGUUGAAAGCUCUUGGGGAGGUCGAGGUUGAUGAAGACGACGAUGUGAGCACAGCGACAUUUGCGCUGCCCAGCCCUUCAGCAGCAGCUUCCACGGUGCAGUCUACGACUGUCAGCUAUUCUGCUAGCAGUCCCAUGAGUGCAGACUGGAACGGUGAUGCAGACAGCCAGCACAGGGCACUAUUGAAAGCUCUUGGGGAGGUCGAGGUUGAUGAAGACGACGAUGUGAGCACGGCGACAUUUGUGUUGCCCAGCCCUUCAGCAGCAGCUUCCGCAGCGCAGUCUACGACUGGCAGCUAUUCCGCUAGCAGUCCCAUGAGUGCAGACUGGAACGGUGAUGCAGACAGCCAGCACAGGGCACUGUUGAAAGCUCUUGGGGAGGUCGAGGUUGAUGAAGACGACGAUGUGAGCACGGCGACAUUUGCGUUGCCCAGCCCUUCAGCAGCAGCUUCCGCGGCGCAGUGUACGACUGGCAGCUAUUCCGCUAGCAGUCCCAUGAGUGCAGACUGGAACGGUGAUGCAGACAGCCAGCACAGGGCACUGUUGAAAGCUCUUGGGGAGGUCGAGGUUGAUGAAGACGACGAUGUGAGCACGGCGACAUUUGCGUUGCCCAGCCCUUCAGCAGCAGCUUCCGCAGCGCAGUCUACGACUGGCAGCUAUUCCGCUAGCAGUCCCAUGAGUGCAGACUGGAACGGUGAUGCAGACAGCCAGCACAGGGCACUGUUGAAAGCUCUUGGGGAGGUCGAGGUUGAUGAAGACGACGAUGUGAGCACAGCGACGUUUGCGUUGCCCAGCCCUUCAGCAGCAGCUUCCGCAGCGCAGUCUACGACUGGCAGCUAUUCCGCUAGCAGUCCCAUGAGUGCAGACGGGAACGGUGAUGCAGACAGCCAGCACAGGGCACUGUUGAAAGCACUUGGGGAGGUCGAGAUUGAGUAA